Messenger RNA from Ornithodoros turicata, 1126 nucleotides. RefSeq lists its product as uncharacterized. The transcript has 11 exons. The record is from RefSeq and is a predicted model, not a curated record. NCBI's taxonomy places the organism in Eukaryota, Metazoa, Arthropoda, Arachnida, Ixodida, Argasidae. The coding region runs from base 608 to 1126 and encodes 172 amino acids.
ACGGAGUGUCCCCUGACAUGUUAUCACCUCACGAUACUACGACGUCGCCUGAGAUUCUAUCACCGGUGGAAUUAAGACAAGUUCCUGCUCCUGACAUUCCACUCGUGCGUGAUGAAGAGUGACAUGGGUGGUAGCUGCAGGAUUAUGCUUGCUGUUCCUCAUCGCCAUCGUAGCCACCAUUAAAGCAGGCUCCAUUUUUGAACCAGAAGAUGAUGGCAGAACGUCAGUUGGGGGCGGCGAUAAUGACGAAGAAAAGACCACCAGAACCCCAGACAGCACGCUUCCAGGAACUAGGGCCAGCACAGCAACUACUACAACAACUACAACCACGACUACUACCACAACGACCACCACUACAACAACUACAACCACAACUACUACCACAACGACCACCACCACAACAACUACAACCACGACUACUACCACAACGACCACCACAACAACUACGACCACUACCACAACUACGACCACCACCACUAAAAGCCCUUUCACGCCCCAACAGCUGCAGAUACUUACCAAGGUGCGAUCGGAACCAGGCAUCCAUCUCUAUGAGACUAUCCCUCACCAGUUUAUACCUGGAAAAAAAGAGACGUGCUACUUACGAACGAUGCCCGUAGGACUUAUAAAGAAGACAACAUACACGCAUGUCUUUGAGUACACGAACGUGGAAAACGAGACAAGAUUUGGCAUGCAAACCCAAUUGAGUGUAUCCAAACAUGGCUACCAGACACAAUUCUGGGUUGGUAAAAGCGAGUUCACGUACUGGCUUGAUUAUGAAGACAGCAACAAACAAAAUGACUUCGAGGCAUUGUGGACUAUCUGGGGCGUUAAUCCUGGAGUUCACGUGAUGCAAACUGCUAUACUCGACACAUGUGCAUUUCAGGUGAGCAUGGACGGCAACCAGCCGCAUUCUCCCAAAAAAGACUGCACUGGAUUCGAGAAUGCGAGGCAUCAUGCCGUGGAUGACCCAGAGUCUACUGCACCACUUAUCGUCCACGAGAUUCACGUCACGAACAGCGAAAAUCCGUCGUUGCUUUUUAAUCAGGGAUCAGACUUCAUUGCUCCUCAGGCCGGACUUUUUGAUGGAGGUUCCGCCGUUUGGGAUGGAGAGGCUAGUAAAAUGUGA